This is a messenger RNA of Dentiscutata erythropus, 263 nucleotides long. The record is from the annotation of a GenBank genome assembly. Lineage: Eukaryota; Fungi; Glomeromycota; Glomeromycetes; Diversisporales; Gigasporaceae.
CAAAUAAUGAUAAGUUCCAAGACCCAAACUUUAAAAACGCUACACUUACUUAUAUUUUUACAGAACCUGAAUCUUUUAAUAUUGAUCAAGGAUUAGCAAACAGUUAUCUUUCAAUAAAUGUUACAGAACCGGAUCCAAAUAGUUGGGCGACGAUGCAAGCAUAUGAUACAGAGGAUGUUGGGAUAACUCCAGACUCUCCAUAUUAUGCAAUAGUUAAUGUUUCUAUGGAAGGUUUCAUCUUGAUAGAAGAAUCAUUGGAUUAG